GAUCUGAUGUUCAGGGAGAGUGUUGCACGCUGCUUAAAUGAGUGGCAGGCACAACAGAGCAGAUGAUUGGCUCAGGAGACGGCUGUUUCGUAGUGCCAGUCCUUCAGUCAUAGAUUGCCUUGAUCAAUCUAAUGAAGAACAGGGCUUGUGCCUUGCAACCCAGCUUGUGGGCGCACGUGUAUGUUCCUACUUGCUUUGGAUAGUGAAUAAACUGAAGUCUCCAUAAGACAAGUUUUCCAUAAAGUCCUGCCCUGAAGGGGUCAAGUGCAGGUGAUUCUGGGGCCUCCACUGAAAAGACCCUGUAUCUCUUGCAUGCCAACCUGGCUGGUGCCACUGCCUAGCAGCAGCCGAACCCUCUGGCUGUAUCGUGAGCUGACAGAGGACCCCGGGCUCUUCUUAGGAGAACACCUGUUUUGUUUGCAGGGGGGUGAGUGGAAGGACGUAGCAGCUGAGCUGAGUAUUUUGUGCCUUGCGGGGAGGAAGGCUGGCCAUGGUUAGCUUAGCAGUUCACCCUAAUGUGGUUCCACCAUCGUUAUUCAUAUACAUACAAAACAGGAAGCGCUUUGAGAUCAUAUCAACAACAGACUUCCUUAUAUGUACAAAAAUAAAGUUUCGUGACAGCAAUGAGACUGACACUUAAAGCGGAGACAAGCUUCGCGUUUGUGGGUCCAGCCAAUCCGGAGCCCCCAUGAGACGUGUGGGGUGCUGAAAGCCAGCCCUGGUCGGAGCUCUUUUUCUGUGAGAACGAGGAGAAGGUGUCUGCUUUCUCUGUAGGCAACAGCCAUGUCCCGAGAGAAGCUUUCUGAAAUUCCGUUGCGAGCGUCAGCCAGGCUCCUGCAAGUGGCCUCUCCCCAGCCGGGCUGCCCGUCUCCUUCCAUUCCACCAGGUAAAGUCAUCUCAUCAUCUCAGAAGCUCAGCAAAAAGGCCCUCAAGCAGGCUCUGAAGCAGAAGCAGCGGAAGCAGCAGCAAUGCCGAGGAGCCAGCGUGCAGCCCGUCUCCUCCAACCACCACCUCCUCCAGCAACAUGCAAAGGCCGCCAGCCCCUCCGUCCCUGCAAAGCCUGCUUGGGAAGGAAAGCAAUCUGAUGGACACUCAAGCAGCUCCCAGAACUCUACGUCCAGCUCGUCUCCCUCCGUUAAAACAGAGCCUUCCCUGCCAGUUCUGGGGAAGAAGCCCUUCCAGAGAUCGGAGAGGCUUCAUGCAAGGCAGCUGAAGAGGACGAAAUGUGCCGAAAUCGACGUGGAGACGCCCGACUCCAUCCUGGUGAACACCAACCUGAGGGCGCUGAUCAAUAAGCACACCUUCUCCGUGCUGCCGGCCGACUGUCAGCAGAGGCUGCUGCUGCUGCUCCCCGAGGUGGACAGGCAGGUGGGACUGGAUGGCUUGCUGAAGCUUAGCAGCUCCGCCCUGAACAACGAGUUCUUCACCUCCGCUGCCCAAGGGUGGAAGGAGCGACUAUCGGAAGGAGAAUUCACUCCGGAGAUCCAGCUGAGGCUUCGUCAGGAGCUGGAGAAAGAGAAGAAGGUGGAGUUGUGGAAGGAGCACUUCUUUGAGAGCUACUACGGCCAGAGCUCUGGGCUGAGUCUCGAAGAGUCGGCUCAGCUGACCUCCACUGCCCCACCUGCUGCUCAGGACCAGCCGCAAGCCGAGAAGCCAGCCACGCAGUCGCCACAAUUCAUGCCGGUCUCCGUGGCCACGCCUUGCAAAGAAGAGGCUGCUCCUGUGGCAACUCCAAAGGCGCAGGAUGCCCUAGUGGUGCCGCCACUGCCAGGAGCCGCCAGCAAAGAGGCGACGGAAGAGGAGGAGAAGCCGCCACGGGCUUCCACGCCGCCGGAGGAGCUUGUGAAGUCGUCCUCGUCCUCCAGCAACACGCCCAUCAGCCAGGCUCCCCGCAGGCCUUCCAGGGGGGCAGAGGAAGAGGCUCUGGCUGGGCGAGAAGAGGAGGCAGGAGAAGCCAAGAGGCCCCACCUGCCUUGCCCAGAGUCCCUUCCGGGGAAGGGAAGCGCAAGCCAACCAAAGAUCCCAAGCAGCACCACCGCUGCUGCCGCUUCCGCCGCCUCCAGCACCAGCCUGGAAGGAGAGUCUUGGGCAACGCCUGCCAAGGAUGCCCUUCCUGCCAGCACGGAACAGAUGGACACCGGAGCGCAGGCUCUGAAGAGGAAGCCCGGGCCCCCUGAGGAGGCGGCCUUGUCCACACCAGAGAAGCGGGCCCACGUUGAGGAGAAGUGCCCCCCCAGGCCGCCCUUUCAGAGCCCGCCGCAGCCCUUUCCCAUCGCUCCUGUUCCCAAGGUCCCUCCACUCCGGAUCCCCGUCUCCAGGAUCCAGGGUUCUCCCUCGCCAUUUCCUGCCGCCAGCCAGGUCUCUCCCAGGCCCGGCUUCCCAGUCACCAUCACCAGUCCCAGGAGGACAGGGGCCAGGACUCUGGCGGAUAUCAAAGCCCGCGCCAGGAUGGCCAGGGCCCAGCGGGCAGCAGCCGCCGCGGCCGCUGCCGCCUCCGGCGCUGCUCCUCCUGCGUCCUUUGUGGGAGCCAUCCCGGGCCCCGGCCCCGGCGGGGGGAGAGGAGAGGAGCAGAGCAGCGUCGCACCAGGGAGGCCUCAUGGAGCUGCGCUGGACCUGGCAGGCCCUGGAGGCGGGGGAGGUCCACGAAGGGCCCCUGGCCCGGGAGCCCCCUCCGCCUGCCCCCCAGCGCCACCCCCCGCGGCGCCCCAGCCAGCACCCUCUGUCGGUCCUGCAAGAGCACAGCUACAGCCGGCUCCCCCAGGAGUGGGCCCCGGGGCGGAGACCUCGCCAGCCCCCCAGGCAGAGAUAGGCAGCGCCAGCCACUUGCACUUGGCCGCCUCUGCCGGCCGGGGGGUCCCUUCGGGGUCAAGUGCCAGGCCGCCUGCAGGGAUGGGUGGCCCUGGGAACGCCUCUCCCACAAUCAUCCUGAUUUCCGGGGCGACCUGUGGCUCCGAAGGCCCCAGCCCAGCCAGUAAAAGUGGGGCUGAAGCGGCCACGGCGCCAGGGGGGAAAUCCCUCUCUUCAGCUCAGGCACCCGCUGGGCUCUUCCGGGCGCCCCCGUCUCCUGCCGCUCAGGCCGGCCCACUGCCCCCGCUGGCUGCGACAUCCCCUGCCGUCGCUCACAGCCUUAAAGCCCCCCCUGGCCCCUUGAGCGGAAGCGCCGCUGCCACCCCCUUCCUCAAGGCCAGCUCCAGCAUCCCAGCCAACAACCCCCUGGUGGCCCAGCUGCUGCAGGGGAAAUCGGUGCCCAUGGAGCAGAUCCUGCCCAAGCCCCUGACCCGGGCCGGGGAGGUGAAGACCCUCCCUCUCCCUGUAAAGGAAGGCAGAGAGCCAGCAGCAGCUCCUCCGCAGAGGGAAGCCAGCAAGAGGCAGCCGCCUCCCCCAGCCGCCUCACAGCUGAGUGGGAAGCCAGACUCCAGCCAGGGCAGGCAGCUGCUGCCGCCGCCCCCCCACGGCCCUGCCCCCUGCUCCCCCUUCCCAGGACGGGACUUGUGGGGCGUCAGUGCCGCCCCCUUCCCCAGCCAGGAAGCCCAGGAGCACCACCUCCUCCAGCCCCUGAUGCAGGUGGCUCCCAGGCAGGGCCCCCUGCCCACUUCCUCGCCCCCUCCCCAGCUCCCCCCACUCCCCGCAGACUUCCCUGUGGAGAGCAGCAGCUCCCCCAGCCAGAGCUUUGUCCUGGGAUUCGCCGGCAGGAGGACGUCCAAGCCUGCCAUGUCGGGACAUUAUCUCCUGAACAUCUCCACCUACGGGCGCUGCCCCGAGAACCUCCGGAGGAGCCUGGCCGUGCCCCCAGAGAGCCGCCUGUGCCCCGAGGGGCCCAAGAUGGAGUUCAAGGAACAAGAGGUGGUGGCCGUAAGUGGCGGGGAGGACGGGCGAGAGACGGACGACACGGAGGACGAAGAGGCGUUUGUUGCGGCGAAGGAGGAGCCCCUGCCUCACAAGGGGGCAGGAGGAGAGGGCGAGCCGGUGAGCCCCUCCAGAAGGAGCACCAAGAAGGGGGAGCUGGCAGAAGGCAGCCCGGCCGAGGCAGCCACCCGCACACUCUCCGCAGGCCCAGAUUUUGCCCGGAGUGCCCUGGCGAGGGACUUCCUGCGGGCAGCCCAGGAGCAAGUGGCUCAGGCGGUGAGGGGGGAGAGGAAGCCCUGCAGCCUGGAGCUGCCUCCCUCGGCCGCGCAGGCGGAGGCCCUCCCUCCCCGGCCCCCGCUGCUGCUCUCCCCCUCGCAGCAGCCCCCCCGCCUCUUUGGGGGUCUGGUCGGGGCGCCGCUCCUCAGCUCGGGCUACAGCGGCACCAUCAACGUCUCUGCGUCUCCCGACCUGCGCCAGGAGGCCCUCCUGACGGGGCUCUCGGACCCCGGGCGCAUGGGGGACGUGGUCUCCUUCUCGGUGACGGUGACGACCAUCCCCGCCGGGCAGCAGGGGCCCGCGGGCCGAGGCCACCCUCUCCCAGGCCAGGCCUUCUCGGAGGACGGCCGCUUGGACCUGCCCUCCAAGUGCUACUGCCGCUUGAAAGCCAUGAUCGUCUGCAAGGGCUGCGGGGCCUUCUGCCACGAUGACUGCAUUGGCCCCUCCAAACUCUGCGUCUCCUGCCUGGUGGUGCGGUAGCAGCUCCGGACGGGCUGCUGGGGGGCGCCGUCCUCUUUGGGGAGCAGGAGGGGCGCCCUGCUGAACUGGGAGCCCUUUCCCCUGCCCCCCCACCCCUCCAGCCAUCCGCUCUGUUUUCUCCAGAGCGUCAGAAGCACCUUGGACAGACGGACGGACGGCAGAAGCUCUUGGGACAAGUGUUUGCACUUCAGGAAUCAUGUAAAUACGUUGCGUUGUGUGGUUUUUUCUUUUUGUCUUAAAAAAAGAAAUGUUUCAAAUUGCUUAAAAUCAAUCUGAUUGAUUUGAACUCCCGUGUUCGUCGAGCGUCUUUCCCCACGCCAGCAAGUGGUGGCUCUGGCCAGGCCCCUUCCAUGGCUGAACUGGGCUCUCCAGCGUGGCAGCCAGCCAGCCCCCUGGCGUGCCAUUCUUCUCCUUGGUGGCAGAGGCUGGCACCCAGUUCUGGCUGGCUGCCCCCUUUCCUUAUGGCGCUGUGUGCGCACUCAUGCGCAGUGCCCUAAGGAACCCGGCAGUUGUGGGUCUUGUGCAGGCAGGUGGGCGCCCGGCUUCUCUGCAGGGUUUGGUCACUCUGGAUGCUAUCUUGUGGGGGAAGUCCCCUUGGGGCCCCAUCCAGCUCAGCACUCUCUUCUCACAGCCCCCAACCAGAGGCCCAUGAGAUGGGAAGCUGCCUGCCAGGCCUUGUCUCCUCACCCCCCCCAUAGGCCCCACACAGGCGGAGUUUUGCAUUUGAGUUCAGGGUUCUUCAGAAGGAAAGCUUCCUCUCUCUUUUCUCAAAGGCCAAGGAUACUGAAUCAAGCAAGCCCCCCUGGGCCAGCCGCCCAGCUCUUUCCCCAUCCUAUUAAGCCUUGUCAGCAUUCUCACUCAGGGCCCAGUCAGUUGCCACGUCCUAGUUUGAGAUGUUUGGCAUUGAAGUGGAGCGCAGAUCUGAGUUGUGGGGCUAGCGGGGGCUCCAGCUGGCAGCAGAGGUGGGUUGCAGGAGUCUGGGAAACCUGACCCCACCUCUGCCUUUCCUCACAAUUGCUUUUGGAGACGGCUGCAGGCGGGAGGCAGGG
Messenger RNA from Podarcis raffonei (Aeolian wall lizard), 5651 nucleotides. RefSeq names its product ASXL transcriptional regulator 2 (gene ASXL2). The transcript has 9 exons. Gene Ontology annotation, cellular component: PR-DUB complex. Gene Ontology annotation, molecular function: DNA binding; chromatin binding; peroxisome proliferator activated receptor binding. The record is from RefSeq and is a predicted model, not a curated record. NCBI's taxonomy places the organism in Eukaryota, Metazoa, Chordata, Lepidosauria, Squamata, Lacertidae. Gene Ontology annotation, biological process: positive regulation of transcription by RNA polymerase II; animal organ morphogenesis. Bases 784 to 4602 code for a protein of 1272 amino acids.